AUGGCCUGGUUCAGGGACACAGCGCUGAGUCUUGAAAAGUUGAAAACCAUCACACUGGACUCAGAGCUCAUAUCUGAACAACUCUAUGAGCAAAAGAUUUUGGCUGUAGAGAUUCUCCAACACCGGUUUAACAUUGAAAAGAUGGUUAAGAUUGCUGAGAUCUUGCUAACAUACGGUGAUGAUGGAGUUACAGGAGAUCUACAGACGCCAGUGGAGGCUCUGCAGGAACAAUGCAACACCACCUCAGCCACCAAUGCCCACGUGGUUCUACAGCUUGAACAUGCUCAGUCGCUUCUCCUGCAGUUCUCAGAGGGUCUCGCUGAGGUGUCGCCAUGGCUACAAGAAACUCAAACCCUCAUUGGCCAGCUCUCUCUGAGAACCAUUAGCUAUGAAGCAUUCCGCGAACAACAGGACCUCUUACAGGGUCUGAGGGAGUCCAUAGCAGAGCAUAAACCCCUGAUAGCACGGUUGUGCUCUCUGGGCAAACGUCUGUCAGAACUAAACCCAGCUCAGGGUGGUGAGUUCUGUCACAAGGCUACAGAGGCUGAGGGACAACACACAGCCAUCAGAGAAAAGGUCAGAGAGGCUGCCAGUCUGCUGGAGGAGUCCCUUCCACGCUAUACACAGCUGAAUGAGAGGAUGACGCUUAUCAGAGAGUGUCUGGAACGACUACGUAGCCGCAUGCAGUGUUUGACCUCACUCCAAGGCCUGACACCCAGAAUCCAGGAACAGCUACAGGACAACAAGCACACUCUGGCUGAGCUCUCCAAGCUGGAGCUGGGCCUCAGCAGUGUCAAGGCACAGGCAGAUGAGCUACUGGCUAACACCCAGGCUGCUGGCAAUGGUUCCAUUGGCAAAGUCAUCCAAGAGCAGGUUUCCACCCUCUCCCAACUGUGGGAUCACACCCAUACUCAGGCCCAAGAGAGGGACCAGUGGCUGCUCAAACUUCUGGAUCUCGCCGUCAAGUUCUGGAGUGAUGUUAGUGAUCUUACGACUGCACUCAAUGAUGCUCAGCAGGCGGUUCUGGACCUCAAUGCCAGCCGGACUGACUCUGAGACCAUCCGCCAGAGUCUGGAAACCAUGCAGACUCUCAGGGAGGACAUUGACGGUCUGCAGGGAGACCUGGACACACUUGGCAUUCUGGGUAUGGAUUUAAUGUCAGAGUGUGGGGAUGCAGACAAACCGGAUGCCACCAAGAGCCUAGAUGAGGGUCUUUUUGAGUGGUUGAAGUCAGCAGAGCUGAGCUCUACUGAGGAGUUUUUGGUAGGAACUGACCUGGAAUCAGUCAGAGAGCAGUUGUGUGAUCUCAAGGAGUUUAAGCGUGAGCUCUAUCAGAAGAAGAUAGAGAUGGAGAGCCUGAACCAUCACUUUGUGUGCCGGCUGUCCCCAGGCUCUGAGCGUCCAGGCUCAGUCUCACCCCUGUGUGACUUCAGACAGCGCUGGGACAGCCUCGAAUCUGAGACCGUCAACAGACAGCAUCAGCUGGAGUGUGCACUGCUGGGUCUAGGUCAGUUCCAAAAUACGCUGGAUGAGUUGCACACUUGGCUCUCACGUACCGCUGACCAACUUAAGGGGAGCCAGCCGAUGAGUAUUGACCUGCAGGUCUGUGAAAUAGAGCUGGCCAAACACAAGGUCCUGCGUAAUGAUGUCAUGUCCCAUGUGCGCACAAUGGAGUCUCUGAAUCUAGCUGGCAGAGGGCUGCUGGAGGUUGGGACUGGGGACAGCCCCCAUGGCCUGCAAGCUCGACUGGAGCAACUGAACGAACGCUGGGAGUUUGUCCGAUGCGAGACAGAACGCAGACAGCUCGAGCUGGAGAACAACCUUAGUCAGGUUCAAGAUGUUAUGAUGGAGAUCCAGGAUCUUCUGCAGUGGCUGGAGAACACGGAUCUGAGACUGUCCUCCACUAAAACAAUGUUGGGGAUGCCUGACUCAGCUAAUGAGAGGCUUAAUGCGCAUCUGGAAGUUUGUAAUGAGAUGGACUCAAAGCUUCAUGCCUACACAGAUGUGAAGAAUGCCAUCUACAGGAUGCUAGAGAGCAGGAAUGUUUCUCGGGGGUCCAGCGCUGAGCACAGCCUGUAUAUUCUGGAGCAGAAAUGGGCGUCUGUUUACAGCAAAGUCCAGGAACGCAAGGCUAAGUUUAUAGAAGGAUUAAGUCUGGCCAAAGAGUUCCACAGCAAUGUCCAGGAACUUCUUACUAAGAUGGCCAAGUGUGAAGAGUCCACUGGGCUUCUGCCUGGUCCGAGCUUUGUUCUGGAUACAACACUGGUGAAUGAGGUGAACUGUUAUGGGGAGAAGAAGACCAUGGUGGAAAAUGCAGGCUCCAGGUUGGCAGAACUGAGCAGAAAGGAAGACUACGAUGUGAUACAGAACCUGAUUAUGACUGUUCAGGACCGCCACAAAAAGCUACAACAGCGCACUGCAGAAAGAGGCAGGAUACUUGAGGAGGUCAAAAAGAAUGCCAAACAGUUUUAUGAAUCAUGGCGCCUGCUAGUGGACUGGAUGAGUGAGGUAGAACAGACAUUGGACACGCAUAAAGAGAUUGCUAUAUCACAUGAGGAAAUCAAAGAGCAACUUACUGAACAGAAGGAGUUCCAGAAACUGCUGAGGUCUAAGAGGCCCAUGUAUGAGGCCACCUUGAAGAACGGUCGCAGCCUCCAUGAGAAAGCUCGAACCAGCCAAGACAGACAGCACCUGGAAAACCUUCUGGCAGAGCUCAAAGAUACAUGGGAUACAAUCGGUGGAAAGUCUAUGGAGAAGCAACAUAAAUUGGAGGAGGCCUUGCUGUUCUCAGGCAGGUUUACCGAUGCUCUCCAGGCAUUGAAUGACUGGCUAUAUAGAGCAGAGCCACAACUGGCUGAGGAUUUACCUGUUGGUGGGGAUAAAGACAUCGUCAACAAUCUGAUAGACAAGCACAAGGCAUUCCAAAAGGAGCUGGGUAAGCGAGCUGGGUGCAUUAGGACCUUAAAGCGAUCAGUAAAGGACCUGACCAGGAGCAGCACAGCCAAUGCCCACUGGUUACAGGAACAGAUGGAUGAGCUGGAGGUUCGCUGGGAGGCUGUUUGUAAACUGUCAGUCACCAAGCAGGAUAGGCUGGAGGUUGCUCUUCAGCAGGCUGAAAAGUUUGAUGACCUUGUCCAUUCGUUCAUGGAGCGCUUGACAGUCGUAGAGAGAGUACUGAAAUACGGGGUUGUACCUGAAGAGGAGGAAGGUUUGCUUGCCUUCCGCAAACACCAUGAGGAGUCGAUAUGUGCCUUGCAUUCUCAGGAGAUGGAGCUUGAGAACAUCAGGUGUCUGGGUGAGGACAUCUUGUCCUCUUGUCACCCUGACUCCAUAAUCACCCUCAAAUCUUGGAUCGGUGUCACCAAGACCCGCUACGAGGAGGUUCACACAUGGGCUCAGCAGCAGGGUGAGAGAAUCCAAACCAGCUUGGCAGUGCUAGAGGCAGAGAGAGAAGAAGUACAGAGACUGUUGGACUGGAUUUCCUCAGCAGAGGAGGCCCUCAAUCUCAGAGACCAAGAGCCGCUCCCUGAGGUCAUGGAGCAGAACCUGGAGCUGAUAGCACAGCACAUGGUGUUCAUGGGAGAGUUGAACAGAAAGCUGCCCGAGGUGGAAAAUGCCACAAAAUCUUGCAAACACAAGAGUGUCCCCAAACAAGUUUCUCCCAGCAAAAGGCCACUUGCAAAGAGAAGGAGCACACUGAAGCUCCAGCCGGCUGCACCCAUCCCUUUGGAGCACCUUGACCCCCAGACCCCGCAGCUCAGUCAGCUGAUGGAUGAGUUUGCAAACUUUGACUUCAGUGUUUGGCGUAAGCGUUAUAUACAGUGGAUAAGCCACCUGAAGUCUCGGAUCUUAGACGUGUUCCGCAGUAUCGACCGGGACCAGGAUGGCCGUAUCAGCCAGAAGGAGUUCAUCGAUAAUGUCCUCGCAUCCAAAUUUCCCACCAAUGCUUUGGAGAUGAAUGCAGUGGCAAAUAUCUUUGACAUGAAUGCAGAUGGCUUCAUUGACUACUAUGAGUUUGUGAGUGCACUCCACCCUAGCAGAGAUCCUUACAGGAAAACACUAGAUGCAGACCAAAUCAGUGAAGAGCUCAGUCGGCAGGUAUCCCAGUGUAACUGUCCCAAGAGGUUUCAGGUGGAGCAAAUAAGUGCCAACAGAUACAGGUUUGGGGAUUCCCAGCAGCUUCGCAUGGUUCGGAUCCUGCGUAGUACCUUGAUGGUGAGGGUUGGAGGAGGAUGGACUGCUCUGGAUGAGUUUCUGGUUAAGAAUGACCCCUGUAGAGUGAAGGGCCGGACCAACCUGAAGAUCAAGGAGAAGUACUUGUCUCCUGGAGGAGGUUCCUCUAAGGGCUUGACUGUCAGCAGAUCCAACUCCAGCCUCAGUCUCUACAGCAGUGCCUCAGCUCCCAGCAGCCCUCUAACACGCAAGAAGAAGCUGAGAGAUUGCCCACGUGAUCCCCUCCGCCCCGAGCACCACGUGUAUACUGCAGUGGUGAACACGGACAAAGCCUGA
Molecule: messenger RNA, 4509 nt
Organism: Lampris incognitus (smalleye Pacific opah)
Lineage: Eukaryota; Metazoa; Chordata; Actinopteri; Lampriformes; Lampridae
Gene: macf1b
Product: microtubule actin crosslinking factor 1b
Exons: 30
Coding region: 1-4509 (1502 amino acids)
Biological process (GO): wound healing; cytoplasmic microtubule organization; intermediate filament cytoskeleton organization
Cellular component (GO): focal adhesion; cytoplasm; intermediate filament
Molecular function (GO): microtubule binding; calcium ion binding; structural molecule activity
Source: RefSeq, a predicted model, not a curated record